AUGGGUUUGCAAAAACAGGCUCCCAAUGAAGCAUUGUUGCAGACUCAUAUUACAAACUCUUUGUUGUGGGCUGAAAGGGAACCAUCAUUUGAGUGUGAUAAAGCUUUCAUUCCAUCCGCAGCUGAGUGUGUAUCCUUUGCAGCGCUCCAACCUAUUACAGGAUCUACUCAAUCAGAACUGCUGAAGUUGCAACGACAGAAGCUAAGGGCCAUGGUUCUUAAAGACACGCUUCAAGGGCUUGAACAUUCCCUGGAAAUAGUUAAGGAGAACAUUUCCAUGGUUGCAGCCAAGCUCGCUAUACAAUCAUUAGUAUAA
Alnus glutinosa is the source of this 315-nucleotide messenger RNA. RefSeq lists its product as uncharacterized. Lineage: Eukaryota; Viridiplantae; Streptophyta; Magnoliopsida; Fagales; Betulaceae. The record is from RefSeq and is a predicted model, not a curated record. The transcript has 3 exons. Bases 1 to 315 code for a protein of 104 amino acids.